This is a messenger RNA of Phymastichus coffea, 4621 nucleotides long. RefSeq names its product probable multidrug resistance-associated protein lethal(2)03659. NCBI's taxonomy places the organism in Eukaryota, Metazoa, Arthropoda, Insecta, Hymenoptera, Eulophidae. Gene Ontology annotation, biological process: transmembrane transport. Gene Ontology annotation, cellular component: membrane. The record is from RefSeq and is a predicted model, not a curated record. The transcript is spliced from 15 exons. Gene Ontology annotation, molecular function: ATP binding; ATP hydrolysis activity; ABC-type transporter activity. The coding region runs from base 237 to 4196 and encodes 1319 amino acids.
GUUUACGAUAAGAUAGAAACUUAUCAUAAAACUAAGGCUAAAUUGAAACAGUUUUGAUAAAAUUAAUAACCGUUAUUUCACUUCCAUAUUGCCACUGUACUUAUGCAGUUGUACAAUUUGCAAAUAACGAAAAUUCAAGUUUUAUAAAUUCAUUCUAGAUGAAUUUACACAAUUCAAAAUUAUUACACAAAUAUUAAUUAUUUUCUAUAUUUUUUUUCCCAUAACAUAAUAAAAAGAUGAAUUCAAUCAAAAGAAAAAGUAGAUUACAACCUGUAGAAACAUCAAGUAUAAUCUCAAGAGCAUUCUUUUGGUGGACAUGGGGCACCCUAAAGAAAGGUUAUAAAAAGACAUAUACUGUAGACGACUUAGGCGAUUCUUUAAAAAAUGACGAAACUUCUUUACUUGGUUCUCGACUAGAAAAGUUUUGGAAUGUAGAAUUGUUAAAAGCCAAGCCGAGUUUGUUGAGAGCACUUUUCUUUACAUUUUGGAAAGGUUAUUCAAAAGCAUUGAUUUUAGGUUUGUUGGAAAUAGUUAUAUGGGUGUCGAUGCCGUUGAUUUUCGACUUAUUCUUGCAUGCUUUCUCGCCUGAAUCGACAGCUACAUUGGGUGAAACCUUAUUUUAUGGCUUGUCUCUUGUUGGUUUAGAUCUAAUAAAAUAUUUUAUUCAAUGUCACAUGUUAUUCUCCGGUUUUUGGGUGGGAGCCCAAAUUCAUAUUACCAUCUGUUCUUUAAUAUACAGAAAAGCAACCAGAUUGAACAAGACAUCAUUGAAUAGAACGUCAUCAGGACAAAUAGUAAAUCUAAUAGCUCAUGAGGUUCAACGUUUUCAUUAUUUAAUAAUUAAUAACGUGAGUGCAGUGAGUACUUCACUGUGCAUAUUACUCGUAGCAAGCAUAUUGUACAGCAUGUAUGGUUUUGCUGGUAUCGUAGGGCUAAUUUUAGUCAUAAAAAUUUCUUUUAUACAAGUAUUUACCGGAAGCAUAUCGGUGAAUUAUCGUCAAAAAGCAACUGAAAAGGCAAACGAACGCAUCCGAUUAAUCGAUGAAAUAAUAUCAGGCGUACAAGUGAUGAAGAUGUAUACAUGGGAAAAAUUGUUUUCCUCGCAAGUGAAGAAAGUGAAACACGCAGAAUUCCUACUCACGAAGAAAGCUUCCUACUUUCGUAACGUUUUUUGGACGUUUAAUCUGUUCGUUCCACGGAUUGGAAUAUACAGUACUUUGAUUGCAAUAUUAUUAUUAGGUGAAAUACCAACAACUCAAAGUAUUUUCGUAAUCUUGAAGUUUUUGUUUCUACUAAAUGAGAAGUUAUUAGCGAGUUACAAGGGUAUCGGUGAUUUCAAAGAUUCUUUAGUUGCAGCCCAUAAAAUUGAAGAAUAUCUUUUGCUUGAAGAGGUUUCUCGUUCGAGCAAUGGUAAUCUUGAUAAGAAUAUGAUUUAUGAAUACGUAAACAAAGCAUUUAAAUCAUUUGAAGGCGAUGCGAUGAAAGAAAAAGCGAUUGAAGAUAGUACGCACAAUGAACUUUCCGUUACAAUAGAUAAUCUCUCCAUAGCAUGGGAUCGAGAACCGCCCAGAAACGUCUUAACAAACGUCAACUUAAAAUUCGAAAAAGGAAAAUUAUAUUUAGUUAUUGGGAUUGUAGGAUCUGGAAAGUCAUCGUUACUAUCCUCAAUACUAAAAGAAAUAAAUAUCACUAGAGGAAGUAUACAUAUGCAUGGUCGACUGAGUUACGCAGGACAAGAUACUUGGAUUUUUGGCGAUACUAUUCGACAAAAUAUUUUAUUUGGAGAACCUUACGAUCAUCUUCGUUAUGACCAUGUAAUAAAAGCUUGUUGUUUGAAGGAAGAUUUCAAACAGUUUCCUAAGGGUGAUCGCAGUAUUGUUGGAGAAAAAGGUAUUUUGUUAUCGGGUGGACAAAAAGCUAGAAUCAACUUGGCAAGAGCAAUUUACAGACAAGCUGAUGUUUAUUUGCUGGAUGAUCCUUUAAGUGCUGUUGAUGCUCACGUGAGCAAACGUUUGUUUGAAGAAUGUAUACAGAACUUUUUGCGAAACAAGACUCGAAUAUUGGCAAGCCAUCAGUUACAAUACAUCAAAGAUGUUGAUGCUAUUGUAUUGGUUGACAACGGAACAACAUACUUUUAUGAAAACUAUAAUGAACUUUUUAAUGAGCACAGUGAAUAUCGAAAUUUGAUUGCCAUCGAAGAGACCAAAAUUUCUACAAACACUGUUAAUAUUAGAUCGUUAACGAUGAAUGAAGAAAAUUCGAUGUUGUCAUAUCAAUCAAUAAGAAGCGACGAAACGAGAAAAAUGAACGACAUAAUAGAGAAAAUUCCUAAAAACAAUGAAAUAGGAAGUUUACUAAUGAAAUACUUCAAAGCUGGCUCAAACAUGUUUUUUAUAUUGGUCACAUUUUUAUUAUUCUUUUUAACUCAAGCUAUCGUGUGUGCUAAUGACUUUUACAUUUUAAUAUUUGCUACAGCAGAAGAAAAUCGAUAUCGUGCAAGUCACACAACGAACAUGAACGAUACUUCUCGUGCACAAUUAGAAAAGAAUCUUUACCCGACAGAAAUUUACAUCAGUGUUGCUAUAAUUCUAUCGAUGACUAUCUUCACAGUCGGGAUUAUCCGCACAAUAUUCUUCGACACUAUGUGUCUACGAGGUUCGAAAAAUCUUCACAACUCAGCAUUAGACGCUUUAAUAAGCACGAAACUGCGAUUUUUUCAUACGAAUCCAAGUGGUCGAAUUUUGAAUCGUCUUUCCAAAGAUAUCACAAUCAUCGACGAAGCAUUACCAGUGACUUUGAUCGACGUUAUUCAGAUAUUCUCUAUGGUGGGAGGUGCACUCUUUGUUACGUGUACCAUUGCUCCGAUUUUCGUUGUGCCGGCUAUCGUCAUCGCUGGAUUGUGUUAUUGGUUACACGAUCUUUUUCAUAAAUCUAUAGAGUCAAUUGGUUGCUUGGAAGCAGCGUUAAAAUCCCCAGCAUUCACACAACUCAAUGAGACACUCAAUGGUAUCACAACGAUUCGCGCUUUUCAAGCCGAAAAUCUGCUGAUAAACGAGUUCGACAAGUUGUUGGAUUUACAAUUCUUAUCUUGGUACAACUUCACGGCUUGUAAAUUUGCCUUCGGCAUCGUAAUGAAGACACUUACGGAUGUAUUUAUAUUCAUUAUAGUAUGCGUCUUUGUAUUUUUCAAAACCGAUUUUCAAAGUGGAGAUGUAGGUUUAGUAAUAACUCAAGUAUUCGGCAUGACAAGUUUGAUGAUCUACAGUUCAUCAGUUAGCACCGACGUAGCGAAUUUUCUAAAAGCAGUCGAGAGACUAGUCGAAUACUCGGAGUUACCACGUGAAAGCAACAAUGAACCACGUGAUGAAAAUAAAAAACAAUUAUACUCCGCUAUAUUAUCACCGAAGAAUUGGCCUGAAAAUGGUGAAAUUGAAUUCAGAAACGUAACGUCGAGAUAUUCACUCGAAGACGAUCCUGUUCUAAAAUUUUUAAAUUUCCGUAUAGAAGCACAUCAGAAGAUAGGAAUAGUUGGAAGAACUGGCGCCGGUAAAUCGUCUUUGAUAUCGGCUUUGUUUCGAUUAUCUGAGAUCGAUGGGCUUAUAAAGAUCGAUGGGAUCGAUACGGGAUCAAUAUCUCUGACAGCUUUGAGAAGUCAUAUAUCAAUCAUACCUCAAAAUCCUGUAUUAUUUUCCGGCACUCUCAGACAGAAUUUGGAUCCGUUUAAUGAAUAUUCCGAUGAUGAUUUAUGGAACGUGCUCGAACAGGUUGAGUUGAAAAAAAGAGUUUCUCUAGAAAGCGACGGCUUAGAUUGUAAAGUUCAGGGCAAAGGUGCAAAUUAUAGUAUCGGUCAGAAGCAAUUGAUCUGUUUGGCACGAGCAAUGUUAAGAAAAAAUGUUAUUCUCGUACUUGACGAAGCGACGGCAAAUGUAGACCCACAUACAGAUUUACUAAUACAAGAGACGAUACGUGAGAAAUUCAAAUCGUGCACCGUAUUGACAGUAGCUCACCGGCUGAACACGAUUAUAGACAGCAAUAAGGUGAUUGUUAUGGAUAAUGGUUAUCUUGUGGAGUUUGAUCAUCCAUACAAGUUACUUCAAGACGAGAACGGAUACUUUACCAAAUUAGUUAAGCAAGUUGGCGAUGCGAUGUUCCAGCAGUUUCUUCAAUUUACAAAAUUGUCUUACAAGAAUGUUUAAUAGAUUGGUUAGUCCUUCUUCAAUUCUUUCUCGCGGUUAUCAGUAAUUUGUUAGCUAAUAACUGAUUGUCAGUGGAAAACGAAUUGUGUGGUUAGCCACUGUUGAAAAUUAUACCACGUUUUGACAGCAAUAAUAAAAAUGGAAAUAUACGGUUUAUAUAUUUGUAAGACGUAAUUCAAUGUUGGAAGUCAAGCGUAUGUUUUCACGAACAUUUUUUGAGAUAAAAAAUCAAUUAUUCGUUAUAACAUAAAUUUUGAAAGACGAUAUCUUCAAAUAACAGCAAUGACUUUUUAAGCAUUUUUUCCUGUGUAAAAAAAAUGUCAAUGAUAAAAAAAUAAUAUCUUUUUUGUGAUCAUAUUUUUUUGUAAAAGCAUUGAUUAGAUUCUUUUACAUAUAAUGAUGAUAUAACAAAAGUUAAUGCUAUA